Pocillopora meandrina is the source of this 17425-nucleotide messenger RNA. The record is from the annotation of a GenBank genome assembly. NCBI's taxonomy places the organism in Eukaryota, Metazoa, Cnidaria, Anthozoa, Scleractinia, Pocilloporidae.
AUGAGCAAUGACCCGUUACCCAAUCAGCGCGCGCCUAUCUAUUUGACAGCCAUUGUCAUUGACGUGAUCUGGUUUCUAGCCCCGCCUUUCUAUUUUGUCGCAAAGUUCAAAAGAACGAAGCGUAUCGAUUAUCAAGCAUUCUCUGUGAUUCCCUCUAUACUCGAUGGGACUAGUAUGGGGUUCGACGUGGAUAGGUUUUUGGAACCAGUUGAUGAUGAUUUGAAGUGUGGAAUAUGUUUCGGCGUACUAGAGGAGCCCUUGGCAACCCCAUGUGGCCACGUUUUUUGUGCCCAGUGUAUAAUUCAGUGGGCAGCCGAAAGCGGAUCAUGUCCACUCACUUGCGAACAGAUUUCUGUCGAGGAUUUGAAGAAGAUUCUGCCGCUCUGUAGUCUGAUCGCAAAGCAAAAUAUUCGUUGUGAGAAUUUUCGCCGAGGCUGUCCAGCCAUUUUACACGUAGAAAAUAUUCAGUCACAUCUUUUAAAAUGUCACUAUUCUAAGGGAAACACUUCCGGAGGUAAAAUUAUGGAACGCAAUGCUAACUCCCCGGAAACUCGCGAAUUCGCUCGAGUUGUUGUCUGUGAGAAUGGCUGUGGUCUACCAUUGCUGUACCAAGACUCCUCCACACAUGACUGCAUAAAGGCCCUUCAAACUCAAGUCGCUUCGCUUCAAAUGAAAUUGACAAGGGCGGAGCAGGAGAAGGAAUUGGCCUGCGAGAGGAUAGCGAGGAGAGAGGAGGCCAAUCAAGAUAGAAUUUUAAAUCUGGAAAAUGAACUUCAUAGCUACCAAGUUCAGGUGCUUAACUUCGAAAGGCAAUUAAAAGAGUACCGCUUACAAGUGGGUUUUUUUCAGAAGAAGGCUGAUGUGCGCUGUGACCAGGUACGUUGAAAUUAGCCCAAUCGGGCCAAUGUUUGGUUUACAUUUUCCAAUUGAGCGCGCACUAGCUAUACGUAGCGAAAUGUUUGAUUUGAGGUAUAAACCGCAGAAUGGCUUGUGUGUUUAUGAACGUGCAGUGACUCUACUAGAUCAAUACCCAGAUCGUUUUGAUCAAUUAGUGUGCGCUGUUGGAGCUACAUCGACUCUAACGAUACUUCUUAGGAAACCUUGGACGCUGGACACGAACACGCUUCUUUGCGACGUAAAUUUUAACAGACAGAGCGCGCGAUCCAAAAAUAUUUCAAGUUUGACAUGAAAGUUGACGCAUGGCACUAAUCGUUCAAUAACUUGCGCUUGGAACUGUGAAAGAUGUUUGGCUCGAGUCGGGCCAUUACUUCGACACCAGACUGUUUUUCUUGCCACGGUGAGCGACACUUUAUUGAGUUAUGAGUAAACAGACACGAGCGAAUAUUAUGCGAUUUUUAUACGCAUUUGAUUACAAAUAUCAGUGAGGCUGAGUUGUCUUUGCUCUUGUAGACCGCCGACGAGAAUGAGGUCGAAAUAUCACUCGUCCGUGGGGACGGUGGCUCGCUUGGGUUCAAUAUCAUGGGAGGCACAGAGGUAUACAACAUUAGUUAUUUUAGACAGGCCUAAUGCUCAAAAUUGUCACUUGCUUGAGAAUUCCGUUUUUGUCGCGCAAACAAAUCAUUUUUUGCGUUCGAAACUAGUGACCGACGCUCGACAGGUUCUCAACAUACAAACUGCGCGCAUCAUUUUCUAUCAGUCUACCGUUGUGUUUUCUUUGCGACUCUUUACAUUCUAUCAUGGUGUGCAACCGUCCUCGCCCAGGCAUGUGAUGCGAGAUACGUAAAAAGAUUAGCGCCCAACUAAAACCUUAUCAAAGUCGUAUUAUUUUGUUAUCACGUUAAGCACAGUUGAAUCAUGAACCCCCGUUUGUGGUAGCAGCCGAGCAAUAGAUAGAAUCCCUGAAGAAAGACCUUUUCAAUGCAACUGUUCUUUGUUUUGUUUUGUGUAGUCUUUGAAAGAAUGUACUCGUAAACACGGCUGGAAGCCGUUGUUGUGAAUUAAAUAGCCCCACUUUUGUCUAUUUGAAAUUUUCAUUGACCAUGCUGUAGAAACCCACGCGCGUUUGCGUCCCGCAUUGUUUGAAACGCGCGGAAAGUUCGGAUGCUGUUACCUUACAUUCCACCUAGUGAACUACGUGUCUUUGUUAGGAUUAGAAGUGAGCUAUAGAAUUUUCUUUUUAUCCCCAUUAUCAGGUCGGAAACAAUUCAGUUGGUGGAGGAAUUGUGGUCUCAAAGGUCGCAGACGGCGGGCCAGCCUCGAAGGAAGACGGCCUGAAAAUUUACGACGUGAUCUUGAAGGUAAAAUAUGUGAGAUUUUUUACAACCCGCCUCCUUUCAAUAAAAUCUCUCUCGCGCGUGUUUUUCGAGAUGGCUUCUUUUUUCAUAACUGAUUGCAUGACAUGGCGUCGUGUUGAUUUUUCAAUCGUAUCAAAUACUUUCGCGUUCGGAGCCGCGCUUCAUUAUUAAAUCUCCUCAUUGUCUCGAUAACCUACUUUGCAAACCCAUAACAGUGAUCUGUUGUUCUUCUGUUCGGCUAAACAUUGCUGCAGAGUUCUUUGCAAUGGAUUUAUUUACUGAGAAUUGAUGGUAAUUUAGCUCAGCGUAUUUGUAGAUUUCCGACUGUCAACUCUCGGAUUAAUGAAGUAACUAACAAUCCAUCUGCUUCCGCUAGAGAAGAACAGGGACUCUUACUUUCUUUAUUACCCCUUGUAAACAAAUUUGGCUUUUAACUUUGGCUAUAUUCAUCGGACUUCAUCCUAAACGAACUGGAUUUCCCGUCGUAAGCGUUUGAUGUCAGCAAACUCGAAACCCUUCGGCUCACGACGUUUAAAUAGCUUUCAAAGAUUACUAUAUUGUUAUUCACAAGGAGUCGAAUUGAGGAGCUCAAAAAGCCACUUUACUGUUUAUUUUUCGCUCUGUUGUAUUUCAAUAGUCCUCACCGCGUGCUUAAUGUAUAAUUCACGCGCUUUCGCAGUAAAUCAUAGUCGCAUUUGUCUGCCAAAGUGCAUUUACCACAGUUGGAAAAUAGAUGUCUUCGCUACGCGGGCCCCAUGUGAAUUGUCAAUCUCUUAGUCUCAGUGGGAACCCAUUUCGCUGUCACGCGAGGGUCUUAUGGAGCCUUUCGUUCUGGCUGCGAUAAGAAAAGCAAAGUUCCAAUUUGGUUCUGUGUGUUUUUUGACCACCUGCUCCGUCCAAAUAAAUAAGACAAAGGCAAGGAUGCAUUGUGUGGGAAAAGUUCAGCUCUCGCUGUGCUUUUCAAAAGGCGUUUAUCGGAAAUUGAUCUGUCAGUUGAACAAUAUAAAAAGUAUAUUUUGGGUUUCCAGAUAUUAGUUGGAGAUCGAUAACAAUAGAAGAUAAACCGCUUUCGUAACCCUAGGCGAGACUUGAGUUUGUCGAUUUGUGGCUGGAGAAAAAUAGAAGUAAUCUUUAAUUUAUAUCUACCGGUUUUUGUCUCAGAAAACUGCCUUUAAGGCACGGUUGUGAAGAAAUACAGUAUAAGUUUACGGAUUUAACUCUAGAUUUCUUUUGAUUGUCAUUUUUGCCGCUUUAAAGGUCAAAAAACAACUGUAAUGGAUUAAUUUGAUGUUACUGAAGCACCUAACAGCGUUUCAGGAUCGCGGCCGAAUACUUUGCCCAUACCUUUCAAUCGUAAAACAUGUCUGUUAUUCCUCAGAAAAAACGAGUGGACUUUCUUAGCUUAAAUUUCACGGAAUCGCAAGUGAAUCAAUGCACUUUCCGGUAAUGGAAUCUAAAGCACGCAUCUAACUAAGCUAAGCUGAAAACUCGUCGACAUUCCCUCUUAAAUUCGGCUAUCUUUCCUGCAACGAAAAACUGUCUAUUCUCAGAAAUCAAUUUAAGACAAAAGCGUAUUUUGACCACGUCUGAAUUGGUGGCAACUGUUGUCUAACCGGAGUCAAUUAAAGCGAUUUUAGUCGGGAAUGUUAUUUCUGUCAUAUCAGUUCUCGCGGUGAAAUAUCAAACUUUAAGAAUCUUUCAUCACUCAACUAUGCUUUGGAGGGGAACUUCCGUUGCAAAAGCCUUAACCUCUUCGUGUUAUGCAAGGCAUUACGGAGACACACAGAGUAAAUAUUUUAAUCCUUUUGUAAAGUGUUACAACGUUAAACAGGGACAACAUAGUGUAAUAUGAAGUAUUUUUCCAUUAUCCGACACUUAAAAGAGAAAACUCCUCAAUGUCUGCAAUGGACGGCUUUUUGCUAACGUUAAUACAAAGAACAUCAACAUUCUGUUACAGCCAUAAAUGAACCCUUGUAAUGCGACAAAAGUGUUCUGUUUAUAAAGUUGUCAAGUGUUAAGAUGACCUAUAUUGCUUUUUUUUUUUUUUUUUUUUUUUUUUUUAAGGAGACCGAAACUAUUCCUCAAAAAGUUUACCACAUGCGUUUAUAUUUUUUAAACUCGCUAUUUUUCGGUAAUUGAAUGGUUUGUUUGUAUUGAGCUAGCAUAAAAUUUUCGAAAUACCAUUUCCUUUGAUACUGCUUCGAGAUCAAUCAUGGAGAGUCAUCAAAGAUUUUCCGUCAUCUGAAGAUUAAUCGGUGUUUUAUAUUGGCAACUGUAUGGGAGGGUUUUUAAAGUAAAUUUGAAUAUCACCCGGUUUCUUGUUAGCAACAUAUUGAAUCAAGUUGUGAAUUUUUUAUGAAAUGUAGAUUGUUUCACGCUGUCUCGCCGUUAAUCCCUUAAAGUUUGUCAAAUGCAUUGUCGUUGCUUGUAUUGUGGCGAAAUACUGUUGCCUGGAUUUUUUUAGAGCUUUUUGUGAUUUCGUUUGAAAGAUUAAAGUCGGCUUGGAUUAAUAUUUAGCGGUGCAUUUGCUAAAAAUUAUUUAACCCACUACGUUACGAUAUUGGCCGUCCUUUGUCGUAACAGAUGGUUAUUGCUUCGUGAAACAAAAAAUUUAAAGGGAUUGUGCAUGGGAAUAGGCGAUCCAGAAAUGUAGUCUCUUUUUAAAAGAGGCAUGUUGGGGAACUCAUUUAAAAUUUCCUGUCAUUUGAGAAAAGCCAAUUACGUAUUAUGUAGAAUUUUCGAAGUAAAAAGAAAACCGCAUGAUAUUUGGGUGUAGAAUAUAUUUGAGUGGUAUCAAAUGCGAUGAAGCAGAAAGGAUAUACAAGAUGCAGUUAAAUCAAAUAAACUCCCUAUGUUGAAAAUUGUAUGGACUAGGGAAGUUGUUAUUUAUAUCUGCUCAAAGAUGAAGUGGAAUCGGUUUGUAAAGAAAGAAUCUUUUUAAAAUACUCAUUACCUAAAGUGAAGACUUUAUUGCUAGAAUUUGACAGCAGACGGAUUCGUUGGAGAAAUUAGAAGAAAGAAAAUAUGACCCUUUAGUGUUAAAUGGCAGUACUUUCUCUGUAAUUUCGGAACGAUGAAAGCUGCCAUUAUUUAAUGUGUAGAGAAUCACUUUGUCUUGCGAAGCAAUACAAACGAUGAUGCUAAGCGAUAUGUACACGAACGAGUUAUUCAAGGAAUUGAUAUCAACAAAUAACUUAGAGUAGAGUGGCAGACAGACGAUUAGCUUGUCAAAAGAAACCUGUUAAUUUUACGAUGAACAAGUCGUUAGCUGCGGACCAAAGAAAUGCGUGCCAAUUUUGCGAUAAUUUCGGAGUCAAAAUUCAUUUCGAAAGUGGUGGAUUUGAAAGGGUAAAGGUUGUUAAAUUUCAAACUAAGUGUUCUAAAUUGGAUUUUAAGAACACCAGCAGAAUUAUUUUGCAUUAUUUAUAAGUGUGUUGAGCAGGUGUAAUCUACACGAGACUGCGGAAAGCAAGCUUGUCGUUUUCUUUGUCAUUAUGUAAUGAGCAAUUUUUUCUUCCGUGAAGUUGGUCGACCCCUUGAAACCGGUCUGAUAUAAACUUGUUGUCGGUGAAGAAUAGAACUAAAUUUUGGAUUUUUACCUCUUUGGUUAUCAACCGCGCAAAAAAAUAUUGUAGAACGAAUAUAUUUUAAGUUCGCUUCAUUAUCCUAAUGACAGCUUUUUUCGACAAAUGCUUUUUCACCUUAUUUAAAUGUAGUCUAUGUUUGUCGCAAAAAUUAGUUUCUUCAGGAUAUUUUGGGCGUGAGAAUUACGUUGCCUUAAGCAGAUUUUUUUAUUUCAGAAAAAUAUAUUUGACUUAUUCAAAAUAGUAUUUUUCGGUGUACUUUUAUUAUAUUAAUUGAAAAUCCAUGUUAUUUUGUUACCUUCGUAAUAGAUAUUUGAAACAUCUAUGGACAAUAAUUUCACUCUGAUUACAUUAGUUCAUGGUAUAAUUUUUAUGCAAUGUGAAAGUUGCCUCGUGUAUUUGUAAAAGUUAUAUUGAAGCUACCUAUUUCUCGGAGAGAAGAUGUGUUUGUUGCCUAUGCAAAAAUAUUAAUUACCUUAGGAACUGUGCAUUAGUGAAAGAUCCUAAUUUUUUAAUAACAAGACAAAAUAUUGACAUUAACUUGAGUUCAUCCGCUUUUUCGUUCUUGUUAUAGGACAAACAGAGAAAUAACCUCUCAAAAUUUAAUAUUUUAAUGUCACGACAUAGUAAAGACCCCAUUUACAUCGCCGAAUAUUCCGUGAAUAUUCCUAAAACGUUUUACGCCUGAAAAAAUUUGUAAACCGUUCGGCUCGGGUAAGAGAAUUUCAGAUCCAUUUUGAACCAAACUUUGGUUAAAUAAGGUUUAUCCUACAGUUUAUUAAGAAAACUGAAAACUACUUAGAUUGCUAAAUAUAAUUUUGUAUUAUUUUAAUAUUUUAAGAAAAAGAGGCCACUUUUUUCGUUGUUAUUAAAUUUUUUUUGGUGCAAGGCUCGUUUUUAAACUUCAUUUUGUUAUCACGUGUAUAGAUAAAACAAAAAACUCAAUUAAACUCGAUUUUUUAUUACAGUUUUCGUUUAAUUUUCCUUGGUUGAUUGCAAAUUUAGAAAAAAAAUUAUUUUUCAAAAUUCGUAACCGUGUAUACAACUUUGUCCUGAAAUGAAUAUACCUCACCUCGGUUGCCAUGGCAAAGCAUUGGACAAGGUGUUCAUACCUUUUUUGUUGUAGUUAUUUUUUUUAUUUCAUUUGUUUUGUUGCUUUUAUUUAGCAGUUGUUCAAUUUUUCGAUUGAACUCAGAUUUCCAGCAAUUCGCUAACUUGUCUUCUAAACCUCCUUAUUCGACUGCAAUCCCUAUGUAAACAGAAAGAUUAUCUAAUUUUACCACUUCGAACAGGGUAAACCAAACCCCGACGCGAUGUAUUUUUAGAGGCAAGGCUGGAAAUAUGUUUAUAUCUGUUUCGAAACAAUUUCCUCUCGAAAAUAGCGUCUUAAAGCAAAGUUACAAGCAUCAUUUAAAUGGUUUAAAAUGGUGUGCUUAAAUUUCUCCUAUCAGCGAAAGUUUAUCAGUUGUGCAUUCUUUUCGUCAUAAGAAGCCAUUCGCUAUCUUUCCUGAUACGAGCGACAUAUUGAAAUGGUUCCCCUUUAUCUCUCUUAAUCGAUCAGUAUGAAUGGUUCUUAGUUAUAAGCUGGAUAAUAUCGUUUAACGUAUAUUUUGCAAGUGAAAACUCAGCUUUGUAAAGUCGCAAGGCGAUAAUGAAACUGUAAGAUAAGAUUCGCCUUCGACCGAAUCAGAAAAACCGAUGAUAAGGGCGCAAAAACUUUUCAUUAGCAUAGAGACAAGUCUUUGUUCCAUCUUAGACUGCGAGUGUUUCGUUGAAGUAACCAUACGGAAUUUGACUUCUUUGUGGUUACAACUUACAGGAUGUGGUUUUAAUUGAUGGUUGUAAAUGACGUAAACAUGGCAAGCAUAUUAUGGAUAUUUCAUUUCUCCGUUCGUCAGUCGAUUCGUUUUACAGAGUCAGCCGAAAGUAGAAUUAAACUCUGUACAUUAGCAAUCUUGUUAGCCGGUCCGUGUUUCUGGAAUGAUUUCCAAUGAAAAGCACCAGGCUUGAGAUUUAGGCGACAGUGUUAUGCUAAAAUGAACAUCUCGCCAUUGUCUGAAACUUUUUCCCCCUUAUUUCAUUAUUAAUUCCUGUCUGCUAGUCAUUUCCUUUAAUUUUACUGCUAGAAAUUUGGUCUGAAUUCAAAUAAUACACCCAAGCUGUUAGUUUACUUAAUUCUGAUUGCAUUUAUGCUCGGCGAUGUACUGAUAGUGAAAAGUUAAUUCGUACACCCCGAAAUUAGAGCGUCAUUUCCAUAGAAUGCAAAACAUCUAACAGUUCAGUUGACAGUUGUUCUUAGAGAGUACAGGAAAACUUUUUUUAAAAGAAAAAUUUGAAGUCAACUGUGCUGUGACCGAUCGUGUGAUGCGUAAAGCUGAGGUUGAAACGCUAAAAGCGUACAAAUGGAUAUAUAUUCUCAAACACAUACGUUCCCAAUUUAUUCCAUUUGGUAAUUUUAUUCCACCUGCCCCUCGCAACAGUGGGUCAAACAUUUUUAAUGGACACUCUUAUAAGCCUGGAGUGAAUUAAACACUGGAGACGAAUUAUUAAAUUCUCUCGUCGAUAUCGUUUUCAUGUAAACAUUACAUGCACUAAGUUCGCGGAUGUUACUUCUUGACAUCAGAUGGACUCUCUGAUGUGUAUUAAAUGACGCGAAUGACAGCGCAUUUCAUUCGCGUUACUUAUAUCAGUGACAGUUUAUAAUUUGCAAUGUUAUCUUUAAUGACAGUAAAAGAUAAGUUCAGUGAAGACUCGUGAGAGUUAUAUUUCACAGUGACGCGUAUUCCACUGUGUUUUUUUUUUCCUAGUCAGAGGUGUGAUGUAUCCAGGACUAUUCCCUUAAGCAACCGCCUUUUGGCAUGUCACGCCAAGCUUCCUCUCUUUUCGAAGAGCGUUGCGUGACACAGCAAAAACGGCUGCUAUGGAGAGUACCGAUUUUGUCGUUAGUUGCAACAAAAUUAUUCUAGAAUUCUUUCCGUCCUUCUGAACCGCUCUCAAAGAAGCGAGAAAUUCGAUAAACAAAAGUUAAAUGUUGAUCUUGUCUCGAUCUCAGGUGAAUGGUAUCGAUUUGACUGAGGUCAGUCACGCUACAGCUGUAGAAGUCAUCAAGACCGCUUCGGAACCGCUGAGUAUUCUAGUGAAGCGAAAGUGCAUCGACUCCAUCGUCGACUGUGUACCUUGUCUAACUUCAACAGGAACACAAACAGAACUUUUUCUCUCCCAAGACAUGGAAAACGUGGAUACGGACAGCGGAAUCCAUGAUCGAUACAGCCCUAGACAAGACUUGCUUAUUCCGUUUGAGAAAUCCCUUGACGACGGAACGAGUAGCUCGGAGUGUUCCCACCGUCGGAUAGAGUCAUUCUGUAGGGAAGAUGUAGAAAAUUUCCGCUCAACAAGUGAGAGUUUGCCAAGCUCAGAAAACAUUGUUGGCAGCGAGCAAGGAACAUUGCCCCGCGUCAAUCUACUUGUGAAGGAUGUUAAUUACGUACGUUACGUCGAUGAGAAUUCAAGCUGUGAUUUGCAGUCUCAGCCCUAUGUGACAGCGGUUUCCGACGAGAUUUAUUUCGAUCCCGAGUUUGAUUACGAAUACGAGGUAACGUUAUUUAGUUUGUAAAACCCGAACGAUCGUUUCACCGAUAUAUUGACCGUUCUGCAACCCUCGUUUUUGUUUUCCAUCGUGUAUUAUUGAUAAGCAAGUUGUAGAUCAGUUUAAACGUUUUUUGUGAAAAGUUGGAUCACACGCUCGACGGUUGAACUGACCGACUGGGUUAUUGACUCAACUGACAACACACUGACUGUCAGACUGACUGACUGAGUAACUAUCUAAUUGAACGACUGACGUAUUGGUUGACCGGCUGACUGACUGAGUGACUGUCUGACGGACUUUUACUGAUUGACUGACUGUCUGUCUCACCGACUGUCUUACUGACUCAUUGACUGACUGCUUGGUAUAGAUGGUCCAUUCCUUCUAAAACCUCGAUUUAGCGCAUAAAAUAGAGGUGCUGCAAAAAUUUUGAGGAGUUGGAAGAUAAACACAAAAGCUUUAACAUCAGCUAAUCGAAACAACGAUAAUUAUCAGGGGCAUCUAAAAAGCUCUCGGAGUAACCACACCUAGCCAGUCCUAAGCGCGCGAAAGCGCGAUUUACGAAUUCCUGGUUGCUGAGAGAAAUACAUGCGAAACCUCUUAGAGACGGGGCCUCAAGUGCAAUCCUAUGUUACUCUCAACCUUAUGUAAAUAUUGUUAGAUUAAAGUUUUGUUUAUUUAUUUCUUUAAGGAAAUAACUCUCUGGAUAGCAAACAGAGAUCUAGGAUUAACAUUCUGUUGCGCCGAAGAAGACGAGUCUACAGUCUAUGUGUGCGAAGUAAGUUAAACUCACAAAAAUAUAUCGUUUGGUUGGUGUUUAGUGCCCUGCUCGACAUACAGAGUACUUUUGAAGUUAGACGGAGCUUAAUACUUUUCAUAAUCACGAGGAAACCCUUGGGUAAAAAACGCAAGCCUUUGAUUAAAUCACUAUGUACGCAGGGUUGUCCAUUAGUUGAAAUAAUUACGUGAUUUCGUAAAGAACGUGCUCGUGCGUACAUUAAAAGCUAGUAAAGUAAUUCACAUGCAUAAACAGGGGGAUGAGGGUUUUCAACUUGUCCUGUUUGAUUUCCUACUUUAAAAAGACAAACAAACAAACAAAACAAAAGCGCAAAAAAAACAGAAAUUCAUCUUCGUGUUCUUUGCUACCACUGGAGGCUCGGUUCUGUGGUGCCCCGGCAGACAUCUGUCAGAAUGUGUUUCUGUCUCCGUGUCUUUGUUUACCCAGACAAGGGUAUCUUAUUUAAUCCACUAUCCUUUUUAGUGCGCACAAAGAAUAAUGUGUUAAUUAGCGGUCUCCCAAAUCUUGUUAAGUCCUAACAAAACACAAAAAGAGCUCGCGCAGCCACCCACGGAGAAAUCUUAUUAGCUUGACAAAGCAGGACCUCUGAUCUAGUUUGUCAGUGUUGGAUCGAGUUACGCUUUAUUUCCCAGACAUUCAUUCUGUCUUACAGAGAAACUGUUCGGAUACACUUUUGGAAUCUCUUUACCUUCGCCUUUACAGAGGGUCUUAAUGGGGUGUUGGCUCUUACGCAUUACGGUUAAAAUUUGUCAAGUUUACACCUAACAGCAACAUUUUUGUAUCGUUGUACUCUUUGAGCCCCUCUUUACAUUCAUGAUGCCCAUAUGGAGAUCAAAAUUACUUUUUCGUACAUUUGAAAUCCCCACCCCCACAUUUGAGGUGCGCGUUUAUCUGAAGACCGGUUGACAAUGCCAUUGAGCGAAUAGGGAGAUUGUUUUCUUCCCCCGCAUGGACGGAAUAUCAGUCCACCGCUGUGGUCAAUAUUUAUUUAUAUUCCUGUUUGAAGUAAACGGGCACUGGGAAAGUAAUCUGUAUGACACACGAACACAACAUAUUGCCACACUGAGGAACUUCGAUCCUAAGUACUUAUGCUAAGCGUCUCGUACUUAGACCCAAAGGGGGCAGUGGAAGAGAAGCUUAAUUUAACCCUUCAACUCCCAAGAUCUGAUUGUUAAUCCUCCCCUCCUGCUGCGAAACAUUUCCUUGUAAAUAAGUGAAGAGAAUUUGUUGUUAGAUCUCAUAGCCUGUUUGCUGAAUGGUGCAUGGACAUUGUAGGGAGAAGUUACUCGUUAAUCACUUCUGGAAGUUAAAGGGUUAAGUUAUAUUGGAACCGUUCGAGCAGGGAAAUCAACGUAACGAAAAAUGCGUACUACUUUCUUUUUCCUGUAGAUUGAACCUGGGUCCGUUGCGUACCUUGAUGGAAGAUUGACUUUGUGCGAUACAGUUUUAAAGGUAUAACUCUCUUAAUAGUUAAUCGAAAUAAGAAUCUCGUUUGAAGCACCAGCGAGAUCAUGGUGUCCACGAAAGCAUACGCGUGUAGCAUGCGCGUGUAGCAUGUGCGUGAAAACGCGCAUGCUUUAGUGGAGUGGCUACAAAAUGUGAUGGCACAUUUAGCUAUACUCUUUUGUACUUAACCGAAUACUGCUCUCUAAAAAUGUUGGUCCGUAAGAUUUUGUAUGAAAAACAUUGUUUCUUUCUUUUCACAGAUAAACGAUGUUCCUGUGACCCAUCUCAGUGACAUUGAACCAUUAGUCUACGAAUCAACCUCGACUAUUAAAUUUCUUGUGGCGAGACCUGCGCAGGAGGUGUGUGAUCUUAAAAAAUAUGUAAAAAUAUAUAAUGAUAUUGCUUCUUGUCAAAGAUUUUCCCUGAAUGACUAUUCUUCGCCUUGAUUAGCAUGCCAGACGAACAGGAAUAGCGUAUACGUGAGAGCUUCGGCGUUCCUCGCUGUAUUUUGGGUUUGAUUCGUCGGUUUUCGUUACUCUUGGAAAGAAAAAGUAUCGGUGUGUUUUUGCCAAAUCUAGCCAUGAUAUCAUUUAAUUUCUGAGUUCUGUUCGGUUAAGAAGUGAUCGGCUGUGAGUUUGUUUGGUUCACCAGCUCGGCAAAUUUACCAUCUUGCAUCCAACGCGCGCUCAUGAAUUAAUCGUUAAAUAUUCCAUGACAUGACGAGAUCAUUCCGGCUCAGUUCUGCGGUAUCUGAGAGAGAACAUUAUUUACCCUUUAUAUGAAUUAGAUUCUUGUGGAUAAUUAGUUUUGAAGUUUGCUUACUUAGCAAAGGACUGUGACAACCUCUGAAAAUCAUCAUACCCUCUUAAUAAGGUGGUGGUGCGCUCAGCGCGGCGAGAUUAUGAUAUAAGAUGUUUACCGUAUCUCGCUGGAUUAACAGGAAAAAAGUUGAUUGGAAAGGAUUCGAAACUUUGGAUUACGUUCUUUAAUGCCGCCUUAAAUCAAAGACGAGAUAAAUUUUAUUUAUACAAGGCGAAUAUUAGAACAUUGGCAUUCGAAAACUGCACUCAAACUCUAAUUGACAAGAAGCUUAUGCUAACAAUUGAUAGCCUUUGAUAUGCACGCGUUACAGACCAUAAGAAUGAAUUUUUCCGAGUCUUGCCAGUUUCAAACCUUUUAGGUGAAACUUGUGUCAGUUAUUCUGUGGUCUCGAAUAUUUCAGCAGCUUAGGCGAGUAUGCGAUUCGUUUCCUGUCUUUUUUUUCUCUUUUUUGAUUCAACUCUUUGAAGUAAUUUAAUGAGGUUAAAAGUACUUGAGGGAUAAGAGUGUGCGGGUCCUUUGUAAAUAUUCAAGGCUAAUAAACGCCGUUUGUGAAUAAAACGUAAUUAAAGACGAAUCCAAGAAUGACAUAAGCCAGAGUUGUUUCUCUAGAAAAAAGUAUUUUAAGAAAAGAUGAAACGACUCGAAAACCAUUUCGUGUUGCGAAACAUCCGAAAUUACCCGGCCUGUGUUGCCAUGCAUAGCUUUAAUGUCAAUGAAAUAUUAUAAGUGAUUUUCCACAACUCAAACAAAAUCGGCUAUUUCAGACAGAAGUUCAGACUAAGCUUGUGUUUACCGUCGAAGUGAUUCAUUGCAAUUUCAAUUUAAUCUCAUUUAACACCAGGAUUUCUCUAAUCUUCAAAGAUGGCUCAAUGACAGUGAGUAGUCCUUUCAAAUGGUUUCGGAAAUCCACGAUCGUUUGAAGUCACGCAAGUUUGUAGCCUUGCGUGUAAGUUUGUGUACUUAAAUGUAAAAUCGCAUACCUUAUCACAAAUGGAAGAUGUUUUAAUAGCGGUUUAAGAAAUAACCCCGUCGUUAUUGAAAAUGCUGUGAAAAUCAUUCUUCGAAGUUCAUUCUUGUCACGAAAACGUUGUGCACGCUUCGAAUCACGAAAAUCGUACAAAGAAGUUUUCGACAACCUGCAGUUCUUUUCUGUUGUCACGUGCCUCAAUUACUUCGUGUGAUUAAAAGAACGAGUUACAUCUUGAGAGAAUCGUUGAAGUACAAACCUGGAACACGUUCUUCAGCUAAUUAGGUUAAUUUUCUCUUCAUCACUGUUCUUAAACGAGAAAGGGAUUAUCCUUGAAAUUGUUCUUCGCUAAGGACAGCUUAUCUUACACGUCCCUCGCUGUGCAUUUAUUUUUUAAUCAUGCGGCUUUGCGUAAAGAUGAUAAUUUUAGUUCCUUUUGAAAUUAUCGUGCCCUCCUCUAAUACCCACCUUGAUUAUUUCAGGGGAUUAAGCUAUCAUCUUUGACGCAGGCAUGCUUUUCAAGGUGUCCUCUGAAGGAAAGGUGAUGAAAUUUUACGGAGCCCCCCUAACCUGAACAAUGUUGUUUGUAUUUGCUAUCACGUGAAAGCUCGUACACAAAAAUUUCGAACAGUCGGAGCAAAGGUGGCAGCUUUUGUUCUAGCGUUCAAGUACCAGUGCAGACGAUUUUUGUAUUUGCGUUGUCAGUAGUAUGAGUAAUCAAAGAGUUGAUGUCGGAUCAAAGCGUCCUUUUUGUCUUGAAAACGUAUUCUAUUUUUUUCCUAAUUGACUUCCAUUUUUUUGUGGGCAAAACUUAAAUGAUGGUUAAAGCAUUAUCUACCAAAAAAACAGUUUUUUUUCUCAAUCAUUACUGCGAAGCGAAGCUUCUAACAUUUAAUCCUACAUAUUAUAAAAAGGAUCAAUUUAACCGCAGAUUUCCGAGCUUUUGAAGAAUGUGACUACGAAUUACGUCUUUGUCAAACCACUUAGCGGGACCUUGAAUCAGCUUAUUGGAAAAGUUUAAAGGGUACUUUUAGUGAGCUAGAAAAUAGAAUCAAAAUCUUCUUACUCCAAACAAAUUAGAUUAUUGGCGGUGCAUAAAAGGAUGUUACCCAAUCUUAUUAAAUUCCCUGGUAAGCUCUAUUAAAUAGCAAUAAUUUGUCAAAAAUUUCCGCUCUGAGGCUUAAACUGACUUAGCUCCUAGUGGGAUACUGGCUAAUUAUAAUUGAGGAAUUCCCCAAACGAUACGUGGAAUUUUGAAUAGUGUCCAUUGUUAAGAAAAACGGUUUGAAAUAAAUCAAUCUGACAAUAACAAAAAAGAAAGCCUGAAAAAAACUCUUCAGGCCCCGACGGGGCUCGAGCCCAUGCCACCCAGAUGCCUGUUGCACGGUGCCAUUUAUUAGGCUACGAAACCACGUGUAUGACAGAAGGGAGGUAUUGUAGAGUGAGUUGAACUCUUCAAAGGGGUUUGUUUUAUUCGCACUGCACUUGUGAAUAUCAGUGUAUCAUAUAUCAUCUACAGAUCAGUUGUGGCUAUGUCUUACCACUAUCGGUUACCGUGGCUACUUUCAUUCUGUUAACGGUAUUCCCUUUCCCAUCCGGAUUCUGGGAAAAAAAAUGAAAACCCCCUGCGACACAAAUCUUGUGUAAUUGGUAAAUACUGUUGUGGUAUAGUGACAACAAACCGUUCCUAGGGUACCUCCCUCUUCCCUCUCUAUUUCGUCCUAGCGCCAUUUCAUAUCUAUAAAUUUGUAUUGUAGGUACGAGCGACUCUUGUUGGCAGCGAGGGAAGUCAGGAAUGGAGCUUCGUGGAUCCGAUUGAUGCCGAGCUGAGCAACUUCAGAAUUGACGUCAUCAAAGAGGAAGACGAAGAUGUAAACGAAACGCUUAACAACGAAAAAGCUAACGGUGAAAAAUGCGAAAAGGACAGUGGUGUUGGAAGAACAGAUGAGAGCACUAAAAAUGACGAAAGCUCUGAGCCAGAACUCGGAGAGGAAGCCCUGCAACCGGCGGAUUCUCGGAGAAAUUCUCAAGAGAAUAGCGAUAAAUGCUCUAUUAAGGACGAUUCUGACAUGCGCGAACGACAGGGAAGUAACGUCUCCCGGGAGAAGGAAGACAGAGCAUUUUCUCUUGGGGAUAACAACUGUGGGAAAUCUCGUGGCCAUUCUGGGGUAGACUCUAGUCGAAGUAACAAAGAGCGCUCACCGGAAAAUUCUCGCUCGCGGCGUCACAGCAACGGAUCGCCGAAUAAAAAAUCUCGCUCGCCUACGCGUAACGGUGGCUCGCCUCCUAGAAAGGAGAAGGACAAGGAAAAGAGCAAAGAACGGAGAAGAAAUCGUGAUUCACAUAAAGACAAUCACCAUGAUGAAUCUCGCGGUGAACGGGAGCGAAGCCGACAUUCCGAGCCAAAGCGUAAUAGCAAACUAGGCAACGUAAGCAGGACAAUACGCGCUUCUUACAUAAGGGCUGUAAGUAAGGACUCGACUCAACACAUUAAUUUGAUCGGAGAAUCGGACGUCUUUGGAAGGAGUGAUUAUCCAGAUCAUCGAAGUAAAAAGAAAUCAAACCUUAUUGAAAACCAGCCACUGAAUGGUUCUCAGCAAAACAUUGAAUGGAAGGUGCGCAUGUCGAAGGACGGUAGUCAAAUUUUUGUGCGCAAGAGACCUGCGACGCCCGCUCGACAAGCGCGGAACAAACUUCUGCGCGAACGUGCGCAAAAAAUCACGGACGAACGCAAAGGUAUUACGACUGACGAUGAUGCGCAAACUAUUUAUCAAGGCCGCUAUUGGCCGAGAGAGGACCGGAGACGACAUCUAGAACGGGUGCGAGAGGCGCGCCGGAAAAAAAUCCAAAAACUGCAACAACUGAAAGAAUGUGAAAGCCCGCACACGGGCAGCGGUUCAGAGAGUGGCAAAGGACGUCGAGAUAUCAUUGUGGAGAUGAGCCACCGUAAGAUGAAUAGAAAACAGUUCGACGAUUUUACCACAGUUCGAGAGUAUUUAACUCAACGAAACCCGGAUGGGUCACCUGUGGGACCUAUUCACGUGACCACAGUGUAAUGGGUCACCUGUUGGCCCUAUUCAUAUGAUCACAGUUUAAAGAAUAACGUAUCUGUGAAGGAACAAUUGUGGAUAAAUGCGUGCAAACUUCAGAGAUCACAGGCCACAAAUACUAAGCUCUUUGAAGCCAGGAGAUGUUUUAAUAGCCUUUUUUGUUUUGUAUUUUUUGUUGUUGUUGUUGCGCUUUGCUCUCGAGGUAACAGAAAGACCUGGAAAGAAGUGCAUAAUUACUGUACGCUUGCUGAAGUUUGGCGGGAAACGUUGAAAUUGACGAGUGACGCUGACGCUCGCUUGAAAUGUACAAAGCAACGUAUGUUGGUGGGAAAUGACCGCAUACAUGGCGCAUGCGUAAACACCCGUACAGUACCUUGACUAGAAUUUGGGUGUUUACUGAAGCUACCGACCACAUUUCCAAGCAGUAGGUUAUUUAUGAGGUCUCUUUGUCUUCAUACUAAAAAGGAUUAGACACCUUUUUAUAACCCAUUUGCGUUUACCUAUCUUUAAUCCUUAUUGUAAAGCUACUGUAAAUGUUUUAUUAGUUUUAUGUUAUGAAGUAACUAAAAAGUCAGCCAGAAAUAGUCUAUUUAAGUUUAUUAUCCAAUAUUUCGCAACUGUUUUAUGUCGGUCAUGUAUAGUUCCUCUAAGAGUUGCGUCGGCCAAUUCACCGUCUCUGCUCGGUAUGGCUUGUAAUUUAUUGCCAAAAAGUACAGUAAAACAUUAAAUUCUCGGAUUCUAUCUAUGUAUAUAUUAAGAGAUGUAGUAUUAUGAGAAAAAGAAUAUUAAGGUCCAAAAAUUACAUCAAUUUUACGAACUAUCUAUCAAAUAUUUUAUUGAUGUUUUUGUUGUCAAACAGCGAAUUAAAUGACAAUGGUCUACUUUGCAGUCACUCCUUAUAGUGUACAACGUCAUUACG